Penaeus monodon (black tiger shrimp) is the source of this 2495-nucleotide messenger RNA. RefSeq names its product flavin reductase (NADPH)-like. The transcript has 6 exons. Bases 166 to 831 code for a protein of 221 amino acids. The record is from RefSeq and is a predicted model, not a curated record. Lineage: Eukaryota; Metazoa; Arthropoda; Malacostraca; Decapoda; Penaeidae.
CAUAACAUUCCUGAAGACAUGGCAACAGCGCAGGGAGUAUAACACAGGCCCUUCCCAUAGAACGUCCUCUUCUAUCAGUAAGACACAAUCACACAUUUCUGUUGUGCCCGGCUGUGAGCAGGUGUCGUCUGGGUUCCUCCUGAGAAUAGAACAGCAGCAAGCAAAAUGCAGCUAGCGGUGCUUGGAGCCACAGGCAAGACCGGGGGCGAGCUCGUGAAGCAGGCGCUGGAGGAGGGGCACUCUGUCACCGCCGUCGUCAGGGACCCGGCCAAGGUCACGACUACGCAUGAUAACCUGAAGGUGGUAAAGGCAGAUGUGUUUGACGAGUCUUCCCUUGUCAAGCCAUUUACAGACCAAGAUGCAGUUGUGUCUUGCCUGGGUUUUCCAAGGAAUCCACAACCAGUGACUGGUUAUACCGAGUCAAUGAAAGCUAUUGUUGGUGCCAUGCGUAAUGCAAACAUCAAACGUAUUGUAACAAUGACUGCUUGGUACACUGACACCUCUGUUGCUCCUCGAAUGGGUUUCUUGGUCAACUGGGUGAUUGUUCCUAUUCUGCGCCCUGUCUUAUUGGGCAUGUUUGAUAUGGAGAAGUUCAUUAAGGAAAAUUGUUCUGAUCUCAACUACACUGUUGUGCGACCUCCUGGACUGGGCAGCGCACCCAGAACAGGCUUGCCCAUGUCUGUUGCGGAGGACUACAUUGUGGAGACAGGAACCAGCUACAACAAGACUAACAGAUCUGAUGUUGCUGCUUUUAUGCUCAGCUGCUUAAAGACAUCAGACUAUGACCAAAAGAUGGUUGCUAUUACAACUCAAAAGAAAUUGGGCAGUUAAGAUUAUAAAGAGCAAUGCCUUGUGUAUGGUUGAUGUAGAAUAUAUCUUUGUGUUACUGGAUAACUGUUAUUAAUACUUUACCAGAGCUUUCCCUUUUCCUGAUUAAAUAGGUAAUUUGAAAUAAAACAUAUAUAUAUAAACAUUUCCUGUUAGGAUUUAUAGCAAUCUUUUUCUGUACUGCUGGAUACAAGACCAUGUAGAGUGGAUAAGCACAGUAUAUCUUAUAUUUUUAUGAACAUCAGAGUAGGUAAAGCAUAUCUUAUAUUUAUUAUGAAUAUUAUUGAUACAGUUAACAUUUUUUCUUGGUUCCUCAUAAUCCUUCAGAGAAAUGGUUUAUCGGUCAGCCUUAACACAUGGAAAGUAUAGAUUGGGUAAACACAACAAGGAACCGACAGACAGAAUCCUUUCCUUACUUAACACAAUGAGCCCAGACUAAUUUUGUCAUUGAAAUUGUAUGAAAUAUUCCUCCAAAAUCUCAUUUGUGAACACAAGGAUGGACAAUAUUCAGAAAAGCAUAAAUAUUAAGAUGAUGAUCAUUUUAGAUGAGUAAAGAGAAUACUGAUUCAUAAUUUCCUAAUUCGUAACUGGAAGAAAACACAAUGCAGUUUUAAGAAAUAUUGAACCUUGCCAAAAAAAAAGAAAAAAAAAAAAAUACAAUUUAGACAUAUUAUUAUUAUUAUCAUUAUUAUUAAAAUCAUUAUAAAUCACGGUAAAGUUAGAAGUUACUUAUUUCUUUUUUAAUGGUGCUGAGAGUGGAAUUUACAAAGAAAGGAAAGAAAAAUAUAGAACAACAUUUACUAGAAAAUGCCAGAAAUGUCAAAUUCCUUUGCUGAUGUAUAAAAGGUAUGAAUGAGAAUGAAUAUUUUCAUAAUACAAGAGAUGUAUUUGAACAGUUUCGAUUAUAUCUUCGUCAGUAGUACAUGAUGAUUAUAAAUGUAUGCUGAGAUUCUAUUUGAUACUUGUGCUACAUUCUUGUGAAAUUGUACAGUGUGUUUUGAAGAAUGGUACCAUGCCCAGAACAAAAUUAUAAUUCUGAGCCCCUCAGUUCAAUCCAGUUUCAUGGUGGAGUUGUUAGAGGUCACAAUGUUGAGUUGACAGCUGUAAAAUACUUUUCAUAUCAGUAAAUCAAAAGGUCAAAUAUGCAGACAGUUAAUUGUGAGAGACCACAGUAUUAACUGUAAGAAGCAAAAUAUUAUUGAAGACUUUAUAUCAGCACAUUAGAAGGUUUAAAAUUUUGAGAGCUUAUUGUAAGAGUUCAUCUGCACCAUAAAGGUGAUUUGCUCUUAAAUGAAAAUAUUGUAAAGGAUAAUAAAGGACAGAGGUCAGAAUAUUAUAAAAGGAUAAAUAGUGGUGACUGUUGUGCCUGAAAUGAAGAAGGGAAAAUGAUCCCAUCCUAGAUAAGCUGCACAAAAUGAAAAGAAGUUACUGAUGAGACAUGGACAUCAAACAAAAACAUGUAUAGAUACAUGUUAUACUUUCCUUUUAUCUAUAGAAUGAAAAAUUGAGCCACUAAACACCAACAUAUGGCCUUCCCAAUUUAUGAGGCACAAUGAUCCAUACAUCAUUUCUUGUGGGGCUAUUUGAUCUUAUUUUAUUGUAUGAUGUACUGAUAUUGAAUAUUAAUUUAAACCCUUUUGAUAGAUUACAUAGAUAGAUACUUCUAA